Botrytis deweyae is the source of this 1611-nucleotide messenger RNA. RefSeq lists its product as uncharacterized. The transcript has 2 exons. The record is from RefSeq and is a predicted model, not a curated record. Bases 1 to 1611 code for a protein of 536 amino acids. Lineage: Eukaryota; Fungi; Ascomycota; Leotiomycetes; Helotiales; Sclerotiniaceae.
AUGGGUAAUACUAUAUCAUACAACGUUGCCGAGCAUAAGCUCGAUCUUGGCGACGGAAAAGGUUCUAUCACAGGUCUUCAAUAUGAUACAAAGGCACGUCGGUACGCUGGGGUACCAUAUGCACUGCCUCCCUUAGGAGAUUUGCGUUGGCGGAAACCUCAACCACUACCUGCUGACCAUACUUAUACAUCACAUGAUGGCACGCCAUUCGAUGCCACAAAAUUUGGACCGAUUUGUCCACAGGCCGCUUAUAUGUCAGCCAAGAAAAUAGGAACUCCUGAAGAGGCAUUUGGCGAAGAUUGCUUGAGACUUAACAUCUGGACACCGGUUGAAGCAGCCAAAGAUAAAAAAUGGCCAGUUAUGCUAUGGCUCCACGGAGGGUGGUUUCAAAUGGGAGACCCAUCACAUGAACCGGGAAUGGAUCCAACCGAACUCAUUUCAACGGGAAAGUUGAACGCUAUUGUAGUAGCUAUCGGUUACAGACUGAACCUGUUUGGCUUUCUCGCUGGUGAUGCCUUGCAAGCAGAGAACGGCAGUGCCGAAGCAGGCAACUACGGAUUAUGGGAUCAGAGACUAGCUAUUGAUUGGGUACGCGAGAAUAUUGCAAGAUUUGGUGGUGAUGUGGAGAACAUUACCCUUGCAGGCAGAAGCGCAGGCGCUUAUGCCGUACAUGCACAUGCUAUGUACGAGUUUCAAAACCCAGCAUUUUCAGCCGCGUCUCCAUCAUUCCAUCGAAUUGUCAUGAUGUCAAACGCGAUCCCCGCACAACCGAAGACACCUGCUGAAUGUCAAAGCCAGUUCGACGAAUUGUGUCAGUUCUUUGAUAUUCCAGAAGGCUCUAGUGGUGCCGAAAAGCUGGCAUUGCUGCGCAGGAUAGAGUCGAAAAAACUUGUAGACGCCAUCAUGAAGUUGAAGAAUCACACAUUCCGACCUGUGACGGAUUCAUCAUUCAUUCAACCAGGCAUGAUGGACUACCACCGCAAUGGCACUUUUGCGGAAGAAUUCAAGAAGCGAAAUUUCAAGAUAAUAAUUGGCGAAAUGUUGAAUGAAGAAACACUUUACGCUGCAACGAAUGGUCCUGAAGCAAACGUGGACUCUCUUCGCCUUCAAGUUUCUAACUACUAUGCACCUGCAACAACGUCUCGCGUGCUGAAACACUAUAAACUCCCAGAUACAGACGAUAAGAGCGAUUGGACGGCAGUAUAUGGUCAUAUCAUUUCUGAUGGUCAAGUGCGCGCACCAUCUCGGUUUUUGGCAAACAGUCUUUUCUCAAAUGGUGUAGGAGUUGAGGAUAUCUGGCGGUAUAGGAUUUCGUAUCGACUUUCAUUCAUAACAGAUGCUGUAGCACCAAGAAGCUUUGGUGUGGCUCAUGCGAUGGAUAAACCUUUCUGGAAUUUCUCAAUAAUGCACGGUCCAACUGAGCAAGAACUCGUUCUGAUGACGAAUUGGAUUCGUGACUUGGUCGCAUUUGUAGGUGCUGAGAAUGACCAUCGAUAUGGUCCUAAGGAGAUCGAUGAGUUUAAAGUUGCUACUCCGGAGGGCAAGAUUGAAAUCCAAAAGGACACAAGGUGGAAGGAACUCUUGGAGCUAGCUGAUAUAUUCUCUGGAUGA